AGAACCUUUUCAGUAAGUUUUUCAGUUCUGUUGCAAGUGAGCUAGAGCUAACAUCUAAAAUAUUUUGUGUAAAGAUAAACCAGGGCAAAAAAAGAAAAGUGUUCGUCUUGUGCAAUUUUUGUGAUCUGUUGAGAUUCAAGAUUUAGUUGAACAACCAGCGGCAGCAACAACAGACAGGAUCUCCGCGGAAGGGGAAGAGCGGAGGGGGCUGCGCCACGAGUUGCGGGGGCGUUAGAGGCUUUGUCUUGCGCGGAAGACACGUCCCCCACUACUUGUCCAUUCCAAGCACGUCCUUCAACAGCAGCUUACGCGUCUGCCAGCAAGACAACUCGAUCACCCAUGAUGUAUCCUUUGCCCAGCAACUAGAGGUUGCCCGGAUCUCAGCCCAGAUUCCAGCAUGACGGAACCGGCAGUGCCCGGCGAGGAGCUAUGCUCCUCAGACUUGGUCAGCCCCAUACCGAAUGCGGAAAUCUCCAACACAUCCAGCAUGUCCUUGGCUUCCACUGCCCUGGCCUUUAUCCACAAUGGUUUUCCGCUCAUCGACCGGAGGAGUGAGGAGGGUUACCAUGGAUCGGAGGUGGAACCGGUGCUAGAAGCAGACCCAGGACUACAAUCCCGACCAGAAACCUCCGCAGUGCACAUAACAGAACAUUUAGUUGAGCAUCCAGCUCAACACCCAGCAGAUCCCACAACAGAACAACUUGAAGAUAUCCCAGCAGAUCUUUCAGCAGAUCUCCCAACACAUCUCCCAGCAGAUCCAACAUCAGCUUCACCAGCAGAGCCUCCAGCCGAUCCUUUAGCGGAUUCAUCAGCAGAUUCAUCAGCGGAUUCAUCAGCGGAUUCAUCAGCGGAUUCAUCAGCGGAUUCAUCAGCGGAUCCAUCAGCGGAUCCUUCACCGGAUUCUUCAGCGGAUGCUCUGCCAGAUUCGUCAGCAGAUUCGUCAGCAGAUCCCAUAGCAGAUAUCCCAGCAGAUAUCCCAUCAGCAGUUAUGCCACCAGAUCCACAAGCAAGUCCCCCAAAAAAUCUACCAACAGAGUUAGCAACGAAUCACCCAAAGGAACACAUUGAUGAAGAACGACCGGACACACAAAAGCCAUCGAGUAAACAGGAAGGUUCCAUCAAAGUUAAGAUGUCCCCUGACGCACCUGUGUUUUAUCCCAUGGGUACCAGAUACAGAUCCCGCAUACAGUCAAACGAAGAGGAGCCCCCACCGAGUGCACCCCACAAUUCGGCGCCGAGAAACUCCUUCGAGUUUGGCCUCGCAAACGGAACGGGGCCAUACAUCGGACCAGGGGGGGGCAAUAUUCCUCGGAGCUACUACUUCGUCGAUCCUACCACCGGCAAGCGCAUCAAGAACAACUAUAAGGGCGCGAAGACCGAAGUACACCGGAUUGAACUAAUCCCUAACCGGCGAGAGAUCCCAAAAUCUAAAGCAAGAGAUACCUGGAUUGCCAACUUAAACAAAAAACGAACACCACCACCACCAGCACCGCAACCAUCACCACCGCAGUCACCACCACCACAACCACCAACAGAUGAAAAUCUUACGCAGAAGGCUUCUGGAAGAGCGUCGAUACCCAGAACCAACAAUUCUCGCCAUUUUCUCACAGAUCCAACGAAGUUCAAAAUAUCCCCAGAGUUUCCAUCCUUCGAGUCCUUUGCCGGGCAGCUGGACGACAUGGGUGUGAAACGGGAUGAGUUCAUGGCAACGCUGCGAAACCUUUUAAUAAGAGCCAAUGACCUGAUGUUGCCCCUACUCCAGGGUCCCUUUAAGUACAUGACGACCUUACAGAUGGCCGAGUACACCAGCGCUAUUCUGGACACACCUCCGCUACAUCCGAGUAUCUUCAUGCCAGCGAAUACGCCGCGUCCCUGGACGAACCUCACUGGACUCAAUCGGCCCUUCGACAUCCAUCCGAACAGUCUCACGCCAGAGGAUCUGGCCAUUGUCCAGAAAACUCCCAAGCAUGUGGAAGCCACCACUCAGACGGAAUACCUUUGCAUCUGCAUGUUCUUCAAUCAGGGAAGAUCGGAUUCGGCGGCUGUGCCACCACCAGCACCUGUGCCACCACCAGCACCUGUGCCACCACCAGCACCUGUGCCACCACCAUCAUCUGUCCCUCCGCCAACAACUGUCCCGCCGCCAGCAACUGUCCCGCCGCCAGCAAAUGUCCCGCCGCCAGCAAAUGUCCCGCCGCCAGCAAUUGUCCUGCCGCCAACAACUGUCCCGCCGCCAACAACUGUCCCGCUGCCAUCAACUGUUCCGCCGCCAGCAAUUGUCCCGCCGCCAGCAAUUGUCCCGCCGCCAGCAAAUGUCCCGCCGCCAACAACUUUCCCGCUGCCAACAACUUUCCCGCUGCCAUCAACUGUUCCGCCGCCAGCAAUUGUCCUGCCGCCAGCAAAUGUCCUGCCGCCAACAACUGUCCCGCCGCCAACAACUUUCCCGCUGCCAUCAACUGUUCCGCCACCAGCAAUUGUCCCGCCAGCACUUGGGCCGCCGCCAGCAUCUGUCCCGCCGCCAGCACCUGUCCCGCCGCCAGCACCUGGGCCGCCGCCAGCACCUGGUCCGGGUGCUGCAUACUAUACAGGAUCACCUAUUAACACUCCUCGAAUGCUCAGGGCACCAGGCGGAGGACCCGGUGGACCGAGAAUACCGCAGGCGUAUCCGACAGUAUCCGGGCCAGGAGGCUCACAGAGCGGACCACCACCACAACAGUCGUUUUGCUUCUGGAGUAGGCCUAUGCCAAUGACCAUGCAUUCUAAUCAAGGUCCGCAUCCUGCGCCACAUCGCAUGCCCCGGCCACCGCAUCCAAAGGCCUUUCAGCAUCCGAAUCCACCAGCGCAUCACCAUUCACCAACACCACAUCCGCAUCUCCAUCCGCAUACCUGUGCCCAUUCCCAUCCGCAUCCACAUCCGGGAAUGCAGGCGGGUCAUCCGAUGGCGUCGAGGAAUAGCCCACAGCCGCACAGGCUGUGUGGAGCAGCGCGCUUCCAAGAUGGGGGGUACCGUGGCUACCGCAUGCAAGGUCCCAACAGUCCGCACAACCAGCCGAAUCAAUGUCGCUUUGGUCCCAUCGGUAGUGGUCGUACCAGCGAAAAUAGUGACGGGAGCAAUACGAACUACAACAACGGAGGAAACCCAGUCUGUGCGGGCACACAAAGUGGCAGCGAUAAGAUGGCUUCUGAUCUAUUCCAACCCCUGGUGGAAUCCUCUACAUCGAGCUCCGAUUCGUCGAGCACCGAAACCUCCGGCUUGCUCAAGUUCGCCCAGAUGGAGCUGGGGGAAUAUGUAAAGAAUAAGAAGGCAUGCAAAGACAACAUCGCCGAAGAGGAGGCUGACGACGAUAAUGAUGAGGGCGGAGCUGAGCAUAAAAACAAGGACGCGAAGGUGCCUGAUCCAAAUUGCAGUGGCGGCAAUGUCCAGCAGCGGCCUUACCACUUCGGAGAGUUCGUAAACUACAUCACGUCGGGGUCUACCACACCGCCCUGCUCCCAAGGGAUAACCAAUGUGAUUCCAACUUAUAUCACAGUCCAUCGUCUUCCUCUCGUUCGGUCCGAUCAGGAGUUGUUGCCUCCUUUGCCCCAGAUGCCGCCAAUGCCUCCAAUACCUCCAAUGCCCAAAAUAGAUGACGUGGCUUGCAAUGCCAAUGGAGGCUCGGCUGGUACACAAUCCAAGAUGCCUUCGACUUCCCACGAACACUAUAUUGGUAACCAGUUCAAUCCGAAGUACAGCCAACAGCAAUGUCCCAAUCCCAAUGGAGGCCCGUCUGGUACUCAAACCAAUAAGCCUUCGACUUUCCAGGAAAACUAUAUUGGUAACCAGUUCAAUCCGAUGUGCAGCCAACAGCAGUGGCCCAAUCCCAAUGGUGGCCCGGCUGGUACUCAAUCCAAGAAGCCUUCGACUUCCCAGGAACACUAUAGUGGUAACCAGUUCAAUCCGAUGUACAGCCAACAGCAGUGGCCCAAUCCCGACAACAAUGCAGCUAUGUUUAGCCAGGAGCAGGCAGGUCCCAGUGGAAUUUAUAUGAGACCUCCUCCUCCGGUACAACCAAUACCACCACCAUUCCCUCCAAACAUGUAUCCGAUACGGCAGGAGAAGCCCAUGGGACCGAUCCUGUUCGAGGUGGGCGGCAAUACCGGCCACAGUGCCGGCCCGCCCAUGAUGCAAAACAUCAACAGUGGCAACGGGUACGGUCAUGGUCGUGGUCGUGGAUACGGCCCUUGUCCGAAUCAAGGCACUCAUGGCCAGAAUCCUUACGGACAUAUGACUCAUCCGGUACCUUCGCCACAUUCGCCACAUCAGGCACACCAGACUCAUCCAUCCCACUACGGAAUGUCCUUCAACGGCAAUAUGGCCCCGAAUAUGAGCCACAUGAACCAGGUCAGUCACAUGAACCACAUGGGCAGGGGCAUGGGCGUCGGAUUGCUUCCGGUGCCUUUGCAGAUGCUCAGUCCAAGUCGGAUGGAGCAGUCUAGCUCCAUGGGUAUGCCUAUGAAUAUGCCACCACUCAACCUUAUGAGUCCUCGGCGCAAUGUAAUACCUAUAAAUACCUAUCACCAGAAUGGAAGCAACCCGGACACGAACAAGAUUCCGCCAUAUGGCGGACCUGGAGGAGUGAACUUGAACAAUGGGAGCGCCGAGAUGCAGCAAAUCAGGAUACCUCCCGAUCCUCGCCAAGGCUUCGAACACAAUGUGGGUGUGUCGUGUGACAACACGCCAAGUAUUCGCCUCUUAAGGAUUUCCUUGCCACUAUCCUUUCCCCAAAGUGGAGCACUUGUCCAGGAUGAUGGUGCACCCAACAACAACAACAACCAGAUCAACAUCCAAAGCAUGAAUCCGAACAACAACCAGAACAACAUUCAAACCAUGAAUCAGAACAACAACCAAAACAACAUCCAAAGGAACGAUCAGGACAACAACCAGGACAACAUUCAAGGCAAGAAUCAGGACAACAACCAGAUCAAUAUCCAAAGCAUGAAUCCGAACAACAACCAGAACAACAUUCAAAGCAUGAAUCAGAACAACAACCAGGACAACAUUCAAGGCAAGAAUCAAGACAACAACCAGAUCAACAUCCAAAGCAUGAAUCCGAACAACAACCAGAACAACAUUCAAACCAUGAAUCAGAACAACAACCAAAACAACAUCCAAAGGAACGAUCAGGACAACAACCAGGACAACAUUCAAGGCAAGAAUCAGGACAACAACCAGAUCAACAUCCAAAGCAUGAAUCCGAACAACAACCAGAACAACAUUCAAACCAUGAAUCAGAACAACAACCAAAACAACAUCCAAAGGAAGGAUCAGGACAACAACCAGGACAACAACCAGAACAACAUCCAAAGGAAGAAUCAGAACAACAUCCAAAUCAAGAAUCAGUACAACAAUCAGAACAACGUCCAAGGCAAGAAUCAGAGCAACAACCAGAACAACAUCCAAAGCAAGAAUCAGAACCACAACCAAAACAACAUCCAAAGCAAGAAUCAGAACAACAUCCAAAGCAAGAAUCAGAACAAUAUUCAGAAAAACAUUCAAAGCAAGAGUCAGAACAACAACCAAAACAACAUCCAAAGCAAUAAUCAGAACAACAUCCAAAGCAAGAAUCAGAACAACAUCCAAAACAAUAAUCAGAAAAACAUCCAAAGCAAGAAUCAGAACAACAACCAGAACAACAUCCAAAGCAAGAAUCAGAACAACCAGAAAAACAUUCAAAGCAAGAGUCAGAACAACAACCAGAACAACAACCAAAACAACAUCCAAAGCAAGAAUCAGAACAACAUCCAAAGCAAGAAUCAGAACAACAUCCAAAACAAUAAUCAGAAAAACAUCCAAAGCAAGAAUCAGAACAACAACCAGAACAACACCCAGGACAACAUUCAGGACAACAUCCAAAGCAAGGAUCAGAACAACAACCAGAACAACAUCCAAAGCAAGAAUAAGAACAACAUACAAAGCAAGAAUCAGAACAACAUCCAAAACAAUAAUCAGAAAAACAUCCAAAGCAAGAAUCAGAACAACAACCAGAACAACACCCAGGACAACAUCCAGGACAACAUCCAAAGCAAGGAUCAGAGCAACAACCAGAACAACAUCCAAAGCAAGAAUAAGAACAACAACCAGAACAACAUCCAAAGCAAGAAUCAGAACAACGACCAGAACAAAGACAAUGAUCAGAAGAAGAAAACCCAACCGUCCUACGCUUCCUUCCUGAAGUAAGUGUCCAGAAGAAGAGAAUUUUUACUCUUAAAAUUAUGUUUCUUUUAUUCGAUUAAAUAAAAAACACGCACACU
Drosophila simulans is the source of this 6291-nucleotide messenger RNA. RefSeq lists its product as uncharacterized. The transcript is spliced from 8 exons. The record is from RefSeq and is a predicted model, not a curated record. The coding region runs from base 398 to 6217 and encodes 1939 amino acids. Lineage: Eukaryota; Metazoa; Arthropoda; Insecta; Diptera; Drosophilidae.